Colletotrichum navitas is the source of this 794-nucleotide messenger RNA. RefSeq lists its product as uncharacterized. The coding region runs from base 58 to 609 and encodes 183 amino acids. Lineage: Eukaryota; Fungi; Ascomycota; Sordariomycetes; Glomerellales; Glomerellaceae. The record is from RefSeq and is a predicted model, not a curated record. The transcript has 2 exons.
AAAAUGACAACAUCCACCAACCGAACCGAGACAUUCCAAAGUUGUCUAUCUUGACACAUGGAGCCAGUACUAUCAGAUCAUGUUUUUCGACUCAUAGUGAUGUGUAUUGUGCUUGCUCAGUUGAUGAUGAGCUGGGACACAUACCAGGAAAGGACCCUACAGUCGAAUAUAAAUAUGCCUGUCUUCCUCUUAGGACCAUCUGUCUUUUCCAACCAGCCUGCAUCCGCAUCUUCACCAUCUCAUUCAACAAACAGCCCCCUAAAGACACCAAUAACUCCCCUCUUCAAAAUGCUCAUCUUUAACAUCUUCACCACCGUCAUCACGGGCUGCGCUAUCAUGGGCUCUACCGCCUCUGCCGCCGACUUCAAGAUCAAGAAGAGCGGCAAAUCCGACUGCUCCAGCCAAGAAGGCCCGGCGCGCGAGGUAAACAGGGGCACCUGCAACCCGCUGUACAGUACCGACCACGGCAUGAGGGUUCUCGAGCACAACACCGCUUGCAAGAUUCGAUGCUACCCGGGCGGAAACUGCGACGGCAACGUGGUUAGCGCCUUCAGCUCCCACCAGUGCCACUCGCUGAAGGGAUGCUGGUCCUUCAGAGUUGAGUGCUAGAGCACACACUCACAAACAAGGCAAGCUGGUCGAUUGUGUGACGGCCGGCAUCGACGAUCAGGGGUGAAAGCUUCAGGACGGGGGUGCGGUUUUUGAUUCAUCUGUCACUCUUUUAAGAUUUAUAAGCAUUUGGAUAGCCGACCAGAUACAUUCAUUUAAUAUAUGGUAUCAAUACAUGAACAUAA